CGAAAGAGAUGAUUUGCCGUCAUCGCGCCCUCGUUUGCAUCGUUCGUUCGUUGCUCCAUCGCAUCGCAUCGCAUCGCAUUCUUAAGCUCAUCUACUCGUAAAUUCAUUCACACUUCGCUCUACUCGCACCCCGACAUCGUCGUUCAAGCCUCCGCGACGGAGGCUGUCUCCUCAGCUGCGGGGGCGACGACGGCCGCGUCCUUCAGCUCACCGCUGGCGAUGACGACGACAUCGUCCACCGGACGGUCGCCUCGACCGGUCGGGGUCUUCUCGAUCUUCCUUACGACGUCCAUACCCUCCACCACGGCGCCGAAGACGACGUGCUUCCCGUUCAACCACGGCGUCGCCGUCGUCGUUAUGAAGAACUGCGAACCGUUCGUAUUCGGUCCCGCGUUCGCCAUCGAGAGCACCCCGGGGCCGACGUGGUUUAACUUAUCGAGCGGGAACGCUUCGUCCGGGAAUUUUCUGCCGUAGAUGCUGUAGCCGCCGGUGCCGUUCGCGCGUUCGAAGUCGCCCCCUUGAAUCAUAAAAUUCGGGAUCACCCUAUGAAAGAUGGAACCUUUGUACCCAAAGUCUCGCUCGCCGGUGGCGAGCUGUCGGAAGUUCUCGACAGUCUUCGGGACUUCCUUCCCGAAGAGGCCGAUGACGACCCGUCCCGCGGGUUUCCCGCCGAUCGCGACGUCGAAGUACACCUUGUUCGUGAUUUCGUUGUUGCAGAUUAUCGGUGACGUGUCCGGGGCGGGGCAGUCGCCCGCCGCGAACGCCGGCGCGGCAGCCGCGGCCGCCGCCGCGGCGGCGGAUCCAACGAGAGCGGCGCGACGGGAUACGAUGUGCAAGGAGGCGAGAGCGGACGCGGACAAGGAACCGGCGUUGGCGAGCUAUCUGUUCAGCACCAUCUUAGCGCACAAGUCCUUGGAAGACGCGUUGGCAUUCGUACUCGCGAAUAAGCUCAAGAGCACCGUGCUCCUGGACUCGCAGCUCCUCGAGUUGUUUUCCGCGACGUAUCGACGUGACGGCCAUCUGGUGAAGAUGGCUCAGGCGGACAUGCAGGCGUACAUCGAGCGCGACCCCGCUUGCGAAAAAUACAUGCAUAUACUUCUCUUCUUUAAGGGGUUCCAAGCGAUCCAGGCGCAUCGCGUAGCUUCUGCGCUGUGGAAACAGGACAGGAAACCUCUCGCACUCUUACUUCAGAGCCGAAUAUCCGAAAUAUUUCACGUAGACAUCCAUCCCGGGGCGAACAUCGGCGCGGGUAUCAUGUUAGACCACGCCACCGGCGUCGUGAUUGGGGAAACCGCAGUUGUGGAGGAUAACGUGUCGAUCCUUCACGGAGUCACGUUGGGGGGAACGGGGACGAAGGAUGGAGACAGACAUCCUAAGAUAGGAACCGGGGUUGUCAUCGGUGCGGGAGUCACGAUCCUCGGUAACCUCAAGGUUGGCGCGAACUCGAAGAUCGGCGCCGGUUCUGUCGUGCUGAGGGACAUACCCGAGAACUGCACCGCCGUUGGGAUUCCCGCGAGGCUCGUGGGCGGACCCAAGCCGGAAUCGCAGCCGAGCCUCAGCAUGGAUCAGGUAUCCGGGUUAUCCGAUUACGCGUACGACAUCUGA
Messenger RNA from Micromonas pusilla CCMP1545, 1605 nucleotides. RefSeq lists its product as uncharacterized. Gene Ontology annotation, cellular component: cytoplasm; cytosol. Gene Ontology annotation, molecular function: L-serine O-acetyltransferase activity. The transcript is spliced from 2 exons. Bases 553 to 1605 code for a protein of 350 amino acids. Lineage: Eukaryota; Viridiplantae; Chlorophyta; Mamiellophyceae; Mamiellales; Mamiellaceae. The record is from RefSeq and is a predicted model, not a curated record.